Mitosporidium daphniae is the source of this 960-nucleotide messenger RNA. RefSeq names its product Prp18-domain-containing protein. Gene Ontology annotation, biological process: generation of catalytic spliceosome for second transesterification step; RNA splicing. The record is from RefSeq and is a predicted model, not a curated record. The transcript is spliced from 2 exons. Gene Ontology annotation, cellular component: U5 snRNP; U2-type post-spliceosomal complex; U4/U6 x U5 tri-snRNP complex. Lineage: Eukaryota; Fungi; Microsporidia. Bases 1 to 960 code for a protein of 319 amino acids.
AUGCAAGCAUUGAAAGCCGAAUUAGAGGCGAAAAAGGCAUCACUUGAAUAUACACGCUCAGAAUCACGUAAAUUGUACGUUGCAAGAAGAGAUAUUGAAAAAGAGCGCGUGAACUCGUAUCUAUCUGCACAUGAGGAGCGCCAAUUGGUCAAAAAGAGAUGCAUUCCCCCACAAGAGACUGUUCCGUGUCAGCCUAUUUCUUCUGCAGAAAAAAAGGAAGCAUUACCCCACCAAGCUUCUUACAGCAAAGCUGCAACGAUAAAGAUAAACACAAUUGAAAAUUCAGAGGAGAACCGAUUUUCCACGCUUCUUUUCGAGCAUCAAGACACACUUUCUCUCGAUCUCAAGAUGAACAAAGAACACGGCAUGACAUCACACGAAAAAUUGCUACUAGAAUGGGAAAAGGCCGAGAUCCGGCAAGAACCAACCAACGGACAGGUGCUCCAUCCUCAACUGCCCCACGAGCAUAAGCCCAGGGCAUUUCCGGAAAAUCAAAUGGCCCUGAAGGGCGUCGAAACGAAAAUGGACCAGCCUGAAUCUUUGCAUCUGAAGGUGAUUAGCGAAUUGCAGCCUGUUGUCAGGAACAAGCAGUUUCUUUCCGAAAUUUUUACCCAAACCAGCCAAUAUUUGAUGCCGUUUUUUGUGCUUUUGCAAGAACAAAAUAUUCCGGACUCGGUGAUUGAACACCUUAUGGAGAUUGUCGGCUUUUUGCAGACGAAACAAUAUGUCAAGGCAAACGACGCCUAUAUACGCCUCUCAAUAGGUAAUGCGCCAUGGCCUAUUGGCGUAACCAUGGUUUGUAUACAUGAGCGUUCAGCUCGGGAGCGUAUUCACUCGAAUCAGGUAGCACAUGUGCUAAACGAUGAGCGUCAACGCAAGUGGAUCCAGUCCAUCAAGCGGUUGAUUUCCUUUUGCCAACGCGCAUACCCACCUGCCCGUAUUACGCAGGCUCUAGGCUAG